CAAAAGCUGCUGGAAUUUAUCCGCCCCGGUCCAGAUUCGCAAGACGAGCUCAUAGAUGCCCUGGCUGACGCCCAGGACAAUGAUGUUAUAGGCGCAGAAAGCCGCGCCAUGCUUGAAGGUGUCAUCCGCUUGGCAGACAUGAGCGCGGUGGAUGUAAUGGUACCUGUCAGCAAGGUCGAUUUUAUUGAUAUCCAAGCUAGCUAUGAAUCAUUGCUCAACCAAGUCAUAGAUACGGCGCACUCUAGGUUUCCUGUCUUUGAGGACAAUAAGGAAAACAUCAUAGGCAUUUUGCUUGCCAAAGAUUUGCUCAAACUCCAGCGCUCUCCCAAUUUGAGUUUGCGUACAUUGCUGCGCCCUGCUGUUUUUGUGCCAGAGAGCAAAAAUCUCAAUGAUUUAUUACGCGAUUUCCGUGGUAAGCGCAACCACUUGGCUAUGGUAGUAGACGAAUAUGGCCGCAUUGCCGGUCUCAUUACUAUUGAAGAUGUGCUAGAAGAAAUCGUGGGCGAGAUUGAGGACGAAUUUGAUACGCAAGAGGAGCAUGGCGAUAUUUUUGGGCUACCUGACCAAAGCUACCGCAUCAAUGGCGACGCUUUGCUUGCGCGGGUAUUGGACGCUUUUGAUUUAAAAGUCCAAGACAAUGAUGAUUUAGAGUUUGAUACCAUAGGUGGUCUAAUUUCACACCGUAUGGGCCAUGUUCCUAAACGCGGUGAGCAGCACGACUACCAAGGCUGGCGCUUUACAGUGCAGCACACAAAAGGCGGUGCGGUUAAAUGGUUUAAAGCCAAGAAAAUGCCUACGCCUGACCAAGUUGAUGAAAAUAAGGCCGAGCAUUACACUUCUGCCCUAGUUCCUUCAUCCCUCAAUACCCCCUCUCCGGCUCCACCCUCUUCAUGA
This is a messenger RNA of Darwinula stevensoni, 894 nucleotides long. NCBI's taxonomy places the organism in Eukaryota, Metazoa, Arthropoda, Ostracoda, Podocopida, Darwinulidae. The record is from the annotation of a GenBank genome assembly.